AUGUCACGGAGAUACGAUUCCAGAACUACCAUCUUUUCCCCCGAAGGUCGACUCUACCAGGUUGAAUAUGCGUUAGAAGCCAUCUCGCAUGCCGGUACCGCCUUGGGAAUUCUGGCCAAGGAUGGAAUCGUCCUCGCAGCGGAGAAGAAGGUCACCAGCAAGCUACUGGAGCAGGACACAUCUGCGGAGAAGCUAUACACGCUGAACGACAACAUGAUCUGUGCUGUUGCUGGUAUGACGGCAGACGCGAACAUCCUUAUCAACUAUGCCCGACAAGCUGCCCAGCGGUAUCUCCUCACUUACAACGAAGAAAUUCCUUGCGAGCAACUUGUCCGUCGUCUGUGCGACUUGAAGCAAGGAUACACCCAGCAUGGUGGUCUCCGUCCCUUCGGUGUAUCGUUCAUCUAUGCCGGCUACGACCCUCUCCGAGAGUUCCAACUGUACCAGAGCAACCCCAGCGGUAACUACGGUGGCUGGAAAGCAACUAGCGUAGGAGCAAACAAUGCUAGUGCUCAAAGUCUGCUGAAGCAAGAUUACAAGGAGGACUGCGACUUGAAGGAAGCUUGCGCCAUGGCUGUCAAGGUUCUGAGCAAGACCAUGGACUCGACCAAGCUGAGUAGUGAGAAGAUCGAGUUUGCUACGGUGGGAAGGACGCCGGAAGGCAAGAUCUAUCACCACCUGUGGAAUGCUGAUGAGAUCAAUGCUCUUUUGAAAGAACAUGGGCUGGCCAAGGUUGAUGACGAGCCCGAGGCUGGCGAGAUUAAAUAA
Molecule: messenger RNA, 768 nt
Organism: Aspergillus niger
Lineage: Eukaryota; Fungi; Ascomycota; Eurotiomycetes; Eurotiales; Aspergillaceae
Exons: 4
Coding region: 1-768 (255 amino acids)
Biological process (GO): ubiquitin-dependent protein catabolic process
Cellular component (GO): cytosol; nucleus; proteasome core complex, alpha-subunit complex
Source: RefSeq, a predicted model, not a curated record